AUGAAACUCACCACAACCACUUUGCUGGCACUAUCGAGCCUGGCAAGCGCAUUCAGACCGUUUUCGGGCCACGAUGAAAUCGCUAAAGCUGCUAGAGAAAACGUGCCCUCCCUUGGAGAACCACAAGCAGCCAUUCUUCCGAAAUCUCCCUUCAAGAAGGCCGCCUCCUCUCCCCUCCAAAACAAAGCCUCUUCAGGAGGCACUUCAGUAGCUACAUCGUCAGUGGACUGCAAACGGUUCGUCCCCAUCGAACAGGACGGUGGUGACGUGUCCUAUUACGUCAACACCCAGCUGGGCUCUUCCCAGGCAGAGUACAGAAUGGUGCUCGAUACUGGCUCAUAUUACAUGUGGGUGUACAGCGAAAAUUGCACCAGUACAGCCUGCAUGAAGCGAAACCGCUUUGGUGUUGACAACUCCACCACCAUCAAGCCCACAGACCAUACCUACUCCAUUUCCUACACCAGCGGUGACAUUGAUGGCGACAUUGUGGUGGACAACAUGACCCUGGGAGCCACCACGUCCCGCACGCAGUUUGGAACAGCCAACCAGGCUGACCCCAGCUUCGCCAGCUUUGCCAUUGACGGCAUUAUGGGCCUUUCGGCUGUCGACAAGAGCGAAUCCAACUUCCCAUCCCUCAUUUCCGUCCUCAAGGACCAGGGCCAGAUCGAUCAGCGGGUCUUUGGUGUGUCUCUGGGACGAACUGCUGACAAUACCGACGGAGCGCUUGUUCUGGGCGACUACGAUCACGCUGCUGUCGACGGAGACAUUUCCUGGGCAGAUGUGCAGUCUGGAACAGCUCUCUGGAAGGUCUCUGUAGAUGGAGCGUAUGUAGGAGGUAAUCAGGUUGAUUUCGGCGCCUCACGAAACGCCAUUGUCGACACUGGAACCACUCUGCUCGUCAUGCCCCCCGAGGACGCUAUGAAGUUCCAUGGAUACAUUCCUAACUCGCAGACUGAUGGCAAGAAUUACGCUAUCCCCUGUGAUUCGACCGUUUCCAUCGAGAUUGAGGUUGCCGGAACCAAAUGGGCCAUCUCGCCCAAGGAUUACAUUGGUUUCAAGUAUACAGACGGCUCCGGACUGUGUGCUUCCAAUGUUCAGGGUCUCAAGACUGGCAACGAUGGCCAGCAGUGGAUCCUGGGCGCUGUAUUCAUGAAGAACGUGUACACGGUCUUUGAUAUGGACAAGAAGCGAGUUGGGUUCGCCAAUAAAAAGGAGACCGAUGUGAACUCCAAGUGCAACGACUUUGUCAAGCAGUACCAGAGUGACCAUAAGGAGGCUGCCAAGGGGGCUAGCAGUAGCGAGUCAUCUAGUGCCUCGUCCACUUCCGAGUCUUCUAGUUCCACUUCCGAGUCUACUUCAGCUACCUCCACAGAAUCUGCUUCUUCGGCCGAGUCCUCUUCAGCCACUUCCACCGAAUUCUCCUCUUCUUCUGAGUCUUCUUCUGCUUCCAGCUCUGAAACCUCCUCCAAGGCUUCCAGCACUAGCUCUUCCGAGUCUAGCUCUUCUGAGAGCAGCUCCAAGGCUUCUACCACAUCUGAGUCGAGUUCCAAGUCUUCGGAAAGCUCCGCUUCUUCUCCCUCUAGCACAGAAGCCAUUCCUUCUGCCUCGGGCCUCAUCGCCAACGGUGGCUCUUACAACACUACCCUCAGCAGUAGUGUUGCUUCUGGGGGUUCGGGAAGCUCUUCUAGAGGUUCGACCGAGGCUUCUUCUACCUCAGAUGCUUCUUCGGCAUCGUCAUCUGAUGCCUCUUCCCCUGCUUCUGCAGAGUCAGCUGCUGCUUCAGCUGCUCCUACACCUUCCGCUAACAAAAAUGGCGGCGCUUCGCUGCUGGUCAGCCUUCCCCUGGCCCUCCUCCCCUUCAUCCUUCAUUGCAUGUAA
Messenger RNA from Yarrowia lipolytica CLIB122, 1878 nucleotides. RefSeq lists its product as uncharacterized. Gene Ontology annotation, molecular function: aspartic-type endopeptidase activity. Gene Ontology annotation, biological process: proteolysis. NCBI's taxonomy places the organism in Eukaryota, Fungi, Ascomycota, Dipodascomycetes, Dipodascales. The record is from RefSeq and is a predicted model, not a curated record.